UGGGGACAUAGACAUUUAAUUCAUACAUCAUACUGCUUGUUCGCAACAAAGGACACAUAACUAACAAUUACAAAGGAAUGUAACUCAAAUAGAACAAGUAUUAAUAACAUUGAGUCCCACUCAUGUUAAAGCAUACAUGAUUUAAACAAAUAAUUUCAUUAAUUAAUAAUUAUUUUGUUUGUGUUCAAUUUUAUGAAUACUGUUAACUUAAUAGUGUAAAAUUAAGCAUCUUUCUGCUUAAAAAAAUAUUAUUUACAAACAUGAUGAUGACAUCAUUAAUAGAUGAAAAUCUCUGUCCUCUGAGCACAACAUUUAGUUUAGGAAAAAUGAGCUCACAAAUAUAUGUUACAGCUUUCUAUUAAAUCUAGUUCUUUAGAAACUACAUUGGUUUCUCAUCAAGUUUAAUUGUCCCUGGGUUCAGCUGUUAUAUAAAAACACUAAAUAACUCGGUCAAGAUGAACAGUGGACUUUAUUACACUUGAUAGCGUAUAUCAUAUAUUAAAUUUUCUUUUGUUGUCUGGAUGUUUAAGUUGCAACAUGUGAAUUCUUAUGUUCUUUUUUCUUCUAUUGGAUCUGACAAGAAUACAAAUAGAAUAGCUCAUGUUCAGGAUUCUAUUUACUGUGCAGUUGCUGUUUGGUCACUGGCUCAAGUUUAUAAGUAGAAAAGUUCAAAUCCAAUUAAGUCCAGCAUAUGCCCUGCACUCUACAUUUGAUCUUGUCACUGGUUACCCAGCAUACAGAGGCAAAGAAUAUGAACAUUUGCAAAGUUGCACUAUAUCUCCAGGAUUACCAGUAAAUAGAAAUACUGUUUCAGGGAUUCAUUCAACAGAUGAAGUCAACUUCAUACAGAAUCUAGUUUUUUAUGUGGAGAGAGCUUAUAGAACACCUGACUAUGAGCUUAUAGAACACCUGGGAAAGAGGAAAUAUAACAAUAAAAGCACAGAGAUUCAUGCCAGUUGGCAUUGCUAGAGCAGCAUUAAGGCAGUCAAUGAAUGCAACUUAUUUGGUGAGCAUGGAGCCACCUGGUCUGGGAUUUUUGUUAAUAUUGAUGCCCACCACAGGAACAGAACAAUCUUACCCUGGGAAUCAAACUCUGAGAACACUGAUGCCUCUCUUCUAUUGAGUGUAAGUUGGCCUGCAUUAGCCAUAAAUGAAGAUGAUGUUAGAAUGAAAACAAUUGAGAAGGUCCUUCACAACUUUGGUAUCAAACAUUUUCCUAGAGAUAGGUACAAAACAGCUAUAGAGGACAAAAAUAGAAAGUAUUACCGCCCUGCUGAAAUAAAGGUGCAUUUCAACUAAGCAC
This is a messenger RNA of Biomphalaria glabrata, 1303 nucleotides long. RefSeq names its product probable phosphorylase b kinase regulatory subunit beta. Bases 601 to 969 code for a protein of 122 amino acids. Gene Ontology annotation, molecular function: calmodulin binding. The record is from RefSeq and is a predicted model, not a curated record. Gene Ontology annotation, biological process: glycogen metabolic process. The transcript has 7 exons. NCBI's taxonomy places the organism in Eukaryota, Metazoa, Mollusca, Gastropoda, Planorbidae. Gene Ontology annotation, cellular component: phosphorylase kinase complex.